Molecule: messenger RNA, 1305 nt
Organism: Alternaria incomplexa
Lineage: Eukaryota; Fungi; Ascomycota; Dothideomycetes; Pleosporales; Pleosporaceae
Exons: 2
Coding region: 1-1305 (434 amino acids)
Source: RefSeq, a predicted model, not a curated record
AUGCACAUAUUCGCAUUGAGAGCGACUAACAUGAUACAGGCUGAUACUCCAGGUGAUCAUGCCGAGAUCACGUCUGAUGAGUUCACCAUUCAAGAGGUUUUGGAUAGCGAAGCCGCGUGCAAGGGGCCACCUCGCGGCACAGACAAUUUCGAACCGAAGCCUACCAACGAGAAGAAUCAGCCAGACCUUCAAUUGACUUCCACCAAACGGCCUCACGAACACACGUCUGACGAAGACGAAAGAAGAGUUCGCGUCAAAACCAACAGCACUCCACAAAGCCCAUCAACAUCGGAUGGCCUGCUUACACCACCUUCAGCACACGUCGGCGGACGAACUCCGGAUAUUGUGCGGAUUAUGGACUUCGUUGCAGCGGUCACUGGUGAUAUUGUUGCAGCUUUGGAAGAUAAAUCUUCGACCACCAGUGACCUUACACGCAAGACCGUUUUGAGUCAGUUACAAGAAGUGCUUGGUAUGCUUGUCCCUUGUGUAACGAAGGUCCGCGACAUAAGAGUCCUUGGCAUUGAGAUCGUCGGGCUUGCAGCUUUGGUAGAUCCCUCGCUCGAGUUUGAGGGAAUAUUCACUAUCAUCUCGUCGCCCUAUGCUGGCAGUAUCCCGACGCCACUGAAACCAGAUUACACCUACUUCCUCUCUAUCGGAGAUAUAUUCUGGGAUCGCGCGACGGAGUUUUCGGCCGACAAAAACUUGAAACCUGGUAUAAAGGCCGCCCCAAGUCCACAAGGAUUAGUUUGUGCUGCUUUCCGUCUGCACAUUGUCACAAAAGUGACGCCCCGAAAUGUGUGGGCAACAGUCUGUCGACUGAGUAGCGGCAAUGGGGUGUCACGCCUGAGCAAGGAGGACCUUUGGAUGUACUUCCAUCUUCACAGUGGCGCACACGGGAGGCUGCCACGAAGCAGGAAAGCUGAUCAUAACGAUACCCCACACGCAUCGCUGACAUAUACCCCGGACCGUGAUUACGAAGGCCCCAAGGUCGGUCAACACACACACUUCUGUGCGUUAGAUGCAGUACCGCACUACCCUAGCGAGGAAAUGGUACCUGUGGGGAGUCUUGAUGAUGAUAGUCGCAACCUCUUCCUUGGGGUCAAGGCCAAUGCAAACAGUCCAAGUGGAAACCUCGUCGCACGUCCGAUAGGCAUGGACCAAGCUGCGGUGGAGCGCGGCCUUGGGCUAGUAGACCGCUCUCCUCGCAAGGCUAUGCCUCUUGCACAGGCUAAGCGGACACGUGACAAACUGUUCCAUCAACUGCGCAUUCAUCCCUCCAAAGGGCUACCCCGAGAGAUUUCGUGA